AUGGGUGCAUCUGAUUACAUCCAAAGGCAGUUGCAAACACCCAAAUUAGUAUUUAUCAUCCUUUUCCAUGGAAUUCAUGUCGCCCUCUUCACAUAUGGCUGGAGAAAGCAACAGAAUGAGGUUAGGCUAGCGGGUCUCAACAAACUCUUGUACUCCGUCUGGAUAUCGCGAGGCGCUGGAAUGGUCUUAUCGGUCGAUGGUUCAAUGAUUCUUCUUCCCAUGUGUCGGAAUAUCUUGAGAUUUAUUCGUCCAAAGCUCAGAUUUUUACCGCUUGACGAAUCUCAAUGGUUUCAUCGACAGGUAGCCUACUCAAUUUUGUUUUGGACAACAUUUCACGUCACCGCUCACUAUGUCAAUUUUUUUAAUGUGGAAAAGACACAAAUUCGAAAAGUUACCGCUCUUCAAAUUCAUUAUACUCAAGUGGGUGGAAUCACAGGGCACAUAAUGAUGCUUUGUAUGCUUCUUAUGUAUACCACCGCACAUGCCAAGAUUCGCCAACAAUCAUUCGAAACUUUUUGGUAUACCCAUCAUCUCUUCAUUCCAUUCAUGCUCGGUCUUUACACUCAUGCGACGGGGUGUUUUGUACGAGAUACAGCAACACCAUUCUCACCAUUCGACCAUGACGGAUUCUGGGGCCAUUGUCUCGGAUACGAAGGCUGGCGCUGGGAGCUAUGGGGAGGUGGAUUUUAUUUGAUAGAGCGUUUGUAUCGGGAAAUUCGUGCUCGAAGAGAUACAAGUAUAGUUCGAAUUGUUCGACAUCCUUAUGACGCCUUGGAGAUUCAGUUUAGCAAGCCAUCAAUGAAAUACAGGGCAGGUCAAUGGCUCUUCCUAAAUGCACCAUCUGUAUCUCGAUACCAAUGGCACCCUUUCACCAUUACAUCAUGUCCUUCAGACCCUUACAUAUCAGUUCAUGUUCGACAAGUCGGAGACUUCACCCGUAGUCUUGCGGAUGCUUUCGGCGCUGGUCCUGCUCAAAUAAAACUUUACGAAAAUCUUGAAUCUGAUGGUAUGUGCGAAGUUGCAUUAGAAAACGGAAAAGUUAUGCCGGAACUACGCAUUGAUGGGCCUUAUGGUGCGCCGGCUGAAGACGUUUUCGAGAAUGAAGUAGCUGUCUUAAUUGGGACCGGGAUUGGUGUGACCCCUUGGGCCUCAAUUCUAAAAAAUAUCUGGCACAUGCGCAAGUCACCUAAUCCCCCUCCCCGUCUACGUCGUGUGGAAUUCGUCUGGAUUUGUAAGGAUACCAAUUCUUUUGCCUGGUUUCAAACAUUACUAGCAUCGCUUGAACAGCAAUCCAAUGCCGAGGCGUCGUUACCAGGCAAAGACUAUGGCAAUGGCUCAUUUUUGCGGAUCCACACAUACCUUACCCAAAAAAUGGAUCAUGACAUGAGACACAACAUUAUUCUCAAUACAGUUGGCAUGACUGUGGAUCCCUUAACAGACUUGCAGUCAAGGAUGAAUUUUGGUCGCCCUGAUUUCCUGAAACUCUUUGAAGGUAUCAGAAGAGGACUUACUGAAGGAACCUACUUGACUGGAUUGAGGCAUAAUUCCAAAACGAAUAUUGGUGUUUACUACUGUGGUAGCAAUAUUUUGGCGAAACAGAUUAAAGGAGCUUGCAAGAAGUCGACGACAGCAAAUGUAAAUUUCUCCUUUUGGAAGGAGCACUUUUAG
This is a messenger RNA of Blumeria graminis f. sp. triticale, 1668 nucleotides long. The record is from the annotation of a GenBank genome assembly. NCBI's taxonomy places the organism in Eukaryota, Fungi, Ascomycota, Leotiomycetes, Helotiales, Erysiphaceae.